Messenger RNA from Mucor velutinosus, 294 nucleotides. RefSeq lists its product as uncharacterized. The transcript has a single exon. Bases 1 to 294 code for a protein of 97 amino acids. NCBI's taxonomy places the organism in Eukaryota, Fungi, Mucoromycota, Mucoromycetes, Mucorales, Mucoraceae. The record is from RefSeq and is a predicted model, not a curated record.
AUGGACGCCUCAAGAACUAAUGCCAAGAAGAACGAAUUCGUCGGUAACGUAAAGGACACUGUCGGUGAUACCGUUGGUAACGACUCCCUCCAAGCCAGAGGUAAGGCUCAAAACACUGCUGGUCAAACUGAAGGUGUCAUGGCCAAUGUCCAAGGCUAUGUCGAAGGUGCAUACGACCAAGUUGCUGGUGCUGUCAAGGGUGCUGCCAAUGCUCUCACUGGUGAUACUUCUGGUGAAGCCUCUGCCAAGACUCAACGUACCAAGGGUGAAGCUCAAAAGGAAUACAACGCUUAA